Molecule: messenger RNA, 901 nt
Organism: Papaver somniferum (opium poppy)
Lineage: Eukaryota; Viridiplantae; Streptophyta; Magnoliopsida; Ranunculales; Papaveraceae
Exons: 3
Coding region: 461-901 (146 amino acids)
Source: RefSeq, a predicted model, not a curated record
AUAAUUACUAGGUUGAUGUUUUAUAGGAGAGAACAAGGUGACACUUAUGAAGUUGGAGGAGUUGUCCCAAGAGCAGAAGGUAUCUACAAACUGAAUAGGGCAAUAGCACCAGCUUUUCAAAGAGUACCUACCAGUAAAGAUGUAUAGACAAUUCUUGAUAAUAAGGGAGGUUCUUGGGUGGUGACAUUGUCCAAGCACCAGUGUUCUUGUAGAUAUUGGGAUGUCACAGGAAUUCCUUAUGAGCAUGCUAUCAAUGCUUUCUUUUUUAACCAAAAUGGAGAUUGGAAAGAGUUGCUUGAUGAAUACCAUUUUGUGGAUAAGUACAGAGCCACUUAUGCAGGAAUGGUUGGUCCACUGGACAAUGAAUCUAAAUGGGUAGCAAAAGCUGACAUAGCUCAUAAAGUUGGACCACCACCAUUUGAGAGGUCAAAAGGCAGACCAAGAUUCCAAAGGAGAAGAGAUGCAGAUGAAGCAAAAGGCUUUUGCAGCUGCUGCUGUACAAGAACAAGAUGUAGCUGCUGAACAAGAACAAGAUGUAGCUGCAGAACAAGAACAAGAUGUAGCUGCUGAUUAUUUUGUUCCUGCAGUGCCAUUUUUAGGCUUAGAUGGUUGUUUUAUGGCAGGACAGCAUAGUGGUGGUGUUGCAACUAGAGGUGGUGUUAGAACAAGAGGUGGUAGUGUACCAAACAAGAGGGCAAGACUCACCCCUAUGUUGUCUGAGCCAGAGAUGGACCCUGAGACAGAGAUGGAGCAUAUGUUGUCUGAGCCAGAGAUGGAGCAUGUGUAUCCUGAGCCAGAGAUGGAGCAUGUGUUGCCUUCACCACCAAGGAUAAGCAAAAGGAUUCAAAGGGCUAUAGGUAAGGCCCUUAAUGGAAUUACAAUUGAUCUUACUGAAGAAUAA